GUCGCGGCCGACCGCCGCCUGCCGCCCGCCGCCGUCGCGGCCGCAGCCCCCGCGUCCGACGGCGGCGCCGCGUCAGCCUCGGCCGCGGCCGGCGAUCCCUCCACCUCCCUGGGCACGUCCCCCUCCGCCUCCGCGUCCGCCGCCGCCGCGUCGGCGGCCGCGUCCGGCGGCAGCUCCUCAGACGCCGCACGCGCCGCGCCCGCCGCGCCGCCGCCGCCGCGGUCCCCUGGCGCAGUCGGGCAGACCGGGGCCGGCGCGGAGAGGGGCGCGGGGCGGGAUCCGUGGCGGAGCGUUCAGUCCGCCAUUUCCUCGAUGCAGCGGCAGAUUCUGGACAGACGCCUGGCGCCACCCCCUCUGCAGCAGCAGCAGCAGCAGCGUGGCGGCGACGCCAGCAGCCCCCUCCCCGGCGCCAGCGCCGGCGCUGCUGCUGCGCGGCGUGGCCCCUUGCCAGUCGCAGGCGCUUACGCCUUUGACUUUGACCUCGGGAUCGCCGCGCUGCAGGCCCUGCCUGACGCCCAUCACCUCCCACCAGCAGGCGGCGCGACGCCCACCGAAAACGAGCACCAUCUUCAGCGCCUGCCCGGCCCCGGAGGCCCCCGCGCGGCCCCGGCGGCCCCGGGCGCGGCGCAGCUGGGGCCGCCCCAGGCGCUGCAGCUGCUGGACCUCAUUGGGCGGGGCACUUUCUCAUCUGUCUACAAGGCGGUGUGGCGGGGGCGCUACGUGGCGGUCAAG
Molecule: messenger RNA, 732 nt
Organism: Monoraphidium neglectum
Lineage: Eukaryota; Viridiplantae; Chlorophyta; Chlorophyceae; Sphaeropleales; Selenastraceae
Exons: 1
Biological process (GO): protein phosphorylation
Molecular function (GO): ATP binding; protein kinase activity
Source: RefSeq, a predicted model, not a curated record